CUACUCUUCAGGCUUCUCUCUCUGUCAUUAUAUGUCUGUGAUCUCACCUCGCUGUAUAUAUUCUACAAUACAUACACAGAUUGUGUUGAUAACGAUAAUAUCCUGGAAUCCUGGAUAGCUAAAUCUGUCGAGGAUAGAUUUUAAAAAUAUCUACUACAAAUUUUGUCGAUAGAAUCCCAACUGAUAAAUAACAGAAUCUGUUAAUAAACUAUAAUGGCAGAUUGAGUGCAGAAACUGAACUAUUUGAAUGUUUACAAAAAGACAGAUUCUAUGCGGUUUCUGUCGACAAUCUGCUGUCAGAUUAUAUCGGCAGGCUCUGCUAGGAACACGAGUUUAAUGCGGAUACAGAUGAUACCGGAUCUGCAAUAACUAGCUAUAAGCAAAUCUGCUGUCAACUUGUUAUCAUACUGAAAGCAGUUUAUGCUUACUGAGAUGUUUAAUGUAGAUUAGUAUGUCAUAAAAUAAUUGAAAUAAAAAAUAUGAAUAAUAACAAUAUGUUAACAUUCAUUUUCUGUCUGUGAAUUGAUAAUGAGAAUGAGUUAUCGUAACCGUGAGCAUUUUCCGGUGAUAGCUGCACAGGAAGGGUCAUUACGUCAGUUUACUGUUGGGAAAUUUAAAUUGCAACCAUGGAAUGCAGCAACAGCGUGUCAGAAACCACUGGGAUGGCAAGCGGCGUCGAGGCAAGAGAAUCCCAGCCUUUUAACACAUUGGCAGAAUUGUACAGUACCCUGGAAGAUGGGUUAACAGAAUCACCAUUGGCAUACAUCACAGAAUCGGUGGAUUAUGUGUACCGAGGCUCAGAUAUCGUCGCACAGAAGAUUCCGCUGGAAAGGGUGGAUAGGGCCGAGCAACCCAGAACCCUGGUCUGUCAUGAUAUGAAAGGUGGUUAUCUCGAAGACAGAUUCCUACAGGGUUCAACCUCCCACGAUUCUUAUGUAUUUUAUCACUGGAGCAUUGUCGACACGUUCGUUUACUUUAGUCAUCACUUUGUGACUAUCCCGCCCUGCGGAUGGAUCACCGCGGCUCAUCGUCACGGCGUAAAAGUCUUGGGUACCGUGAUCACGGAAGGGAACAAUGACACUUGGGACACGAUUCUCGCGUCGCAAGAGGAUGCGAGAAAAUUUGCAGACGCUUUGGUAUUGAUUGCAAUAAGUUAUCAAUUUGAGGGCUGGCUCUUGAACGUCGAAAAUAAGAUCAAGCGAGAGGAUAUUGAUAAUCUGAUUUAUUUCAUCAAGUAUCUAACGGAAAGCAUUCACAAUGAAAUUGAAAAUUCUGAAAUUAUCUGGUACGACAGUGUGACCAAUAAGGGUGAAUUAAACUGGCAGAACGAACUUAAUGACAAUAACAAAGAGUUUUUCUUGCACUGCGAUGGUAUAUUCUUAAAUUAUACUUGGACGGAAUCGCGACUGAUCAGUAGUCGUCUACUCGCAAAGGAAUUGGGUCGCGAUAUUAAGGAUAUUUAUGUUGGAUUAGACGUUUGGGGGAGAGGAUGUCCAGGAGGAGGCGGCUUUAACUCAACAUACGCGCUGAACUUGAUACGGGAACAAGGGCUUUCAGUUGCUAUCUUCGCUCCUGGAUGGACACACGAGUACUUUGGUCCAAGCGCUUUUCCAAUUUUAGAAGAUUUAUUUUGGGCUCAAUUGUUCCCUUAUUUAUAUGUGCACGUACCCAUUUUCGAAGACGACACAUUUAAAACUUCCUUCUGUCGAGGUGCUGGUAUCUGCUACUAUUAUAAUGGCGAGGAACAUUUUGAGCCGUAUAUGAUAAACGGCGAAAGCACACCCGAAAAGAAAGCAUUUUACAAUCUGCGAAUGCAGCAACUGCAAUUGGCAAUUCCUGUGCCAUACUUGCAAUUUACGCGAUCAACUCAACGAACGCUUCCUGGAGAUGUUGUUAAUGAAGAACAUAAUAAUGAUGAAAAUAAUAAAAGUAACGACACCAGUUGUGACAAGAAAGAAACCCGUAUAGAACGUAUCUACGAAAAUAGAAAGAACAUUAUACGAGUGUGUGGUAAAGUCGUCAAGUUUGAAGACAAAUUGUCUGCCGUCGAUGUCAAUACUUUCGAGUUUUGCGAUAAAUUUUCCUACAAUGGCGGUGGAUGCUUGAAGCUAGUCACCAGAGAUCCUAGACUACAUCACAGAUUAUUCUUGGUGCAUAUCGAUUCGAAGCAAGAUAUUCAUGCGACCGUCAUUUAUGCAGGACCUGAGGUCACCUCGUCGAUCGAGUUUAACAAAAAUCCCAUUCUAAUCCUGGGUAACAACGGUAAUUUAAAAUCGAUCCUACCGUACGAUUCUGUCAGAGUGAACUCCAAAUGGAGAAAAUGCUCUUAUUUGACGACUUUAAGGACCGUGGAUGAAAUCGGCGUAUCCUUCCUGACAGAGUGCGAGUGUUACUUAGGCGAGAUCGUUUUGGAGAGCACGAGAGUUUCGUGACCGGCUUUACAGUUACAUUAAGAUUCCGCGCGAGAGCGAGACAGUUGCGCAUAGUAAACGUAUUACGUCAUGAUAAAAGCAUAUCACAAAGUCCUUGGAUUGCGUACAGAACCGCUCCUUAACGAUUACACAUUAUAGAUGCCCUUCCUCGCCUGCUCCUCCUCCUCCUUCUCGUUUCUGCCGAUUGAGAGUCACUUGGGUGAAAGGCGCGCGUAAACUGUUCCGCGAUAGACCAAUCGUUCGAUUUUAUUAGACCACUCCGGCAUUCUACCGAGGGAUCAGGUGCGAAGUUGUACUACGACUAAAAACAUUCCUGCGACAAUGUCGAUGAUAAAAACAAAAUUGCUCGCCUGUGGCAAGCAUUUAUCCACGGUAUUCAAUGGGCGAAGAUGACAUCUUUGACAUCUUAAGUAAUUCGUUAGCUUAACGAGACUUCUAUUACAAGGAUAUCUGCAUUCUUCGAUAUAGCAAAACGCAUGCCGCAACGGCACGGCGGAUGCGAAUUCUGUUACAGCCACUUAGACGCGGUCAACUUCUUUACACCGGAUAUUACAAAUCAUCGGCAUUUGCGCACUCGCACGGUUAAACGAAUGGUAUUUGUACCCAAAGGUGGGCAUGCAGCCACGCGCGUAUUUGAUAUAUGCAUUGUAAUCAAUGUGUCGCCUACUGAGAAGAUGAGACGUACAUAUAUUUAAUUGCAUUGAGACCCUCCGAUGCUGUGCAAUCAAGUCGCCGACGCUUUCCAACUUUACUCAUUGUCAGUUAACGACGUGCAUCCACAAUAUGUUCUUGCGAAUUUCUUAAAUCAAUCGCGGGGAAUUCUGUGAAUCGAUUUUCUCGUUAAAAAUUCAAGAAAAAGGAUUUUAUUCACGUAUAUGCAAUGCGUCGUGUAUAAAUUUUGCGCUUUUUAAUUUGCAUUAAUAUAAAAAAAUUCUUUAUUACACACAACGCGAUUUAUUAUUUUCAUGCUACAAUAACUUCGUUUUCUCUGUUGAAUAUUCCCACGUAUAUUGUUA
Messenger RNA from Temnothorax curvispinosus, 3448 nucleotides. RefSeq names its product cytosolic endo-beta-N-acetylglucosaminidase (gene ENGase). Gene Ontology annotation, molecular function: mannosyl-glycoprotein endo-beta-N-acetylglucosaminidase activity. The transcript is spliced from 8 exons. Gene Ontology annotation, cellular component: cytoplasm. The record is from RefSeq and is a predicted model, not a curated record. Gene Ontology annotation, biological process: protein deglycosylation. Bases 627 to 2432 code for a protein of 601 amino acids. NCBI's taxonomy places the organism in Eukaryota, Metazoa, Arthropoda, Insecta, Hymenoptera, Formicidae.